AUGCUCGCAGGCAGCAAGAGCCCCGCUCGCACGGGUCAGCGCCGCACGGCUCCCCGCGAACACCAGCCCCAGCCCCUCCGCUCGCCCCCGCCGCACCGGGAGCGGCUGACGGGAAAUAAACAUCGGGGCGCGGCGUGACUUCAUUCCGCGCUCCCCGCCCCGCCGCAGGACGCUUUAAACGCCGCUCCCGCUCCUCGCCCCGCCGCCUGCACCGCUCGGACGGCGCCGCUCAGCCCCCGCGGGGCCGUCACCGGCGCGCCUCCCCCCGCUGCCCACAACCAACAUGGCCGCCGCGGCCUCCCUCCGCCAGCACGUGACGCCGCAGGAAGCCGCCUCCCCCCCCCCGCGCCGUUGCUAGGCGCGCGGAGAUCUCGCGAGAGCUGCUGUGGCGGCGGCGGCGGCCAAGAUGGCGGACGGGGCGGGUAGCAACGGGGACGCCGCGGCGCUGCCGGUGGGCAGGGAGGCAGUGGAGCGGCUGAUCCGGGAGAACGGGCACAUCUUCACCGAGGCGCAGUGCAAGGUGUGCAGCGCGCUGCUCAUCUCCGAGUCUCAGCGGCUGGCGCACUACCAGAGCAAGAAGCACGCCAACAAGGUGCGGCGGUACCUGUCCAUCCACGGCGAGGACGAGCUGGCGCCCGGCAAGAGGAUGAAGGUGGACGCUAAUAAGCAGGAGAGCAAGCAGGAAGGCAGCAACGGGGAGGACAGGAACAAGUGCUGCCCCAUCUGUAACAUGACCUUCUCCUCUCCGGCUGUGGCAACGUCUCACUACCUGGGGAAGACGCACGCCAAGAACGUGAAGCAGCAGUCCCCCAGAGCGGAAGAAGUAGCGCCCUCACAGAAACAUCCUGCUACGCUCCCCACCUCCACCGUGUCUUCUAACGAGGAGAACAAGGACAUUACUGACCCAGACAAGUUCUGUAGCCUCUGCCAUGCCACUUUCAACAACCCCCUUAUGGCAAAACAGCAUUACGUAGGCAAGAAGCACAGAAAGCAAGAGACCAAACACAAGCUGAUGGCACACUACGGCCGAACUCCUGAUGCACCGGCGGCGUCCUUUAUGGCUGGGAAGGGGUACCCGUGCAACACGUGUAACAUAGUUCUCAACUCCAUAGAGCAGUACCAGGCUCACAUCAGUGGCUUCAAACACAAGAACCAGAUGCCAGGAGCAGUGCCGGUUGUAGGACCCUUCCCACCACAGCAGUACGUCCGGGAAGAGUCGACUGCCCCAGGAGGCUACAGUUAUUUCAGCCAAGACUUCUAGAGCAAGUUGCAGCACUGUUCUUGGAGUUGUGUUGGUGGCCCAAGAACGCACAUCCUUUGCCAGCCCACAAAGGUUUCAUUAUCCCUCUGGAUAAGCAAAGCCCUACCCUCCUGUAUGCACCCGUCGAGCAGAACGGGGACUGAAUCUGUCCAAAAAAGGAUCCAGCUGGAAGAGACUUGGUAGACAGCAAA
Cygnus atratus (black swan) is the source of this 1452-nucleotide messenger RNA. RefSeq names its product zinc finger protein 346 (gene ZNF346). Gene Ontology annotation, molecular function: double-stranded RNA binding; zinc ion binding. NCBI's taxonomy places the organism in Eukaryota, Metazoa, Chordata, Aves, Anseriformes, Anatidae. The transcript is spliced from 8 exons. The record is from RefSeq and is a predicted model, not a curated record. Bases 407 to 1261 code for a protein of 284 amino acids.